Molecule: messenger RNA, 3832 nt
Organism: Hyaena hyaena (striped hyena)
Lineage: Eukaryota; Metazoa; Chordata; Mammalia; Carnivora; Hyaenidae
Gene: PI4K2A
Product: phosphatidylinositol 4-kinase type 2 alpha
Exons: 9
Coding region: 65-1513 (482 amino acids)
Biological process (GO): endosome organization; Golgi organization; phosphatidylinositol phosphate biosynthetic process
Cellular component (GO): endosome; lysosomal membrane; trans-Golgi network
Molecular function (GO): 1-phosphatidylinositol 4-kinase activity
Source: RefSeq, a predicted model, not a curated record
UUGGUCCCUGCCGGGGGCUCAGCUGUGUGGAGCGCACCGGGACCCGGAGCCGGCGGUCUGAGGGAUGGACGAAACGAGCCCACUGGUGUCCCCCGAGCGGGCCCAACCCCCGGACUACACCUUCCCGUCCUCCUCGGGCGCUCACUUUCCUCAGGUGCCGGGGGGCGCGGUCCGAGUGGCUGCGGCGGCGGCGGCCGGCCCGGCCCCUUCUCCGCCGGGCUCGCCAGGCCACGACCGGGAGCGGCAGCCACUGCUGGAUCGCGCUCGGGGCGCGGCGGCCCAGGGCCAGACCCAAACCGUGGCGGCGCAGGCCCAAGCCCUGGCCGCUCAGGCGGCGGCGGCGGCGGCGCACGCCGCGCAGGCCCACCGCGAGCGGAACGAGUUCCCCGAGGACCCCGAGUUCGAGACGGUGGUGCGGCAGGCGGAGCUGGCCAUCGAACGCUGCAUCUUCCCCGAGCGCAUCUACCAGGGCUCCAGCGGAAGCUACUUCGUCAAGGACCCUCAGGGGAAGAUCAUUGCUGUUUUCAAACCUAAGAAUGAAGAGCCAUAUGGGCACCUUAAUCCUAAGUGGACCAAGUGGCUACAGAAGCUCUGCUGUCCCUGCUGCUUCGGCCGUGACUGCCUUGUCCUCAACCAGGGCUAUCUGUCAGAGGCAGGGGCCAGUCUGGUGGACCAAAAGCUGGAACUCAACAUUGUACCCCGUACAAAGGUAGUAUAUCUGGCCAGCGAUACCUUCAACUAUAGUGCCAUUGACCGAGUGAAGUCCAGGGGCAAGCGGCUUGCACUAGAGAAAGUGCCAAAAGUUGGGCAGCGGUUUAAUCGCAUUGGACUACCGCCAAAGGUUGGUUCAUUCCAGCUCUUUGUUGAAGGCUACAAAGACGCAGACUACUGGCUCCGGCGUUUUGAAGCAGAACCUCUCCCUGAGAACACGAAUCGGCAACUACUGCUGCAGUUUGAGCGGUUGGUGGUGCUGGACUACAUCAUCCGCAACACUGAUCGAGGCAAUGACAACUGGCUGAUUAAAUAUGACUGUCCAAUGGAUAGUUCUAGCUCUCGGGACACAGACUGGGUGGUGGUGAAGGAGCCUGUUAUCAAGGUGGCUGCUAUAGACAACGGGCUGGCUUUCCCUCUGAAACAUCCUGACUCCUGGAGGGCAUAUCCCUUUUACUGGGCCUGGUUGCCCCAGGCAAAAGUCCCGUUCUCUCAGGAGAUCAAAGAUCUGAUUCUUCCGAAGAUAUCGGACCCUAACUUCGUCAAGGACUUGGAGGAGGACCUAUAUGAACUCUUCAAGAAAGAUCCUGGUUUCGACAGGGGCCAGUUCCAUAAGCAGAUUGCUGUCAUGCGGGGACAGAUCCUAAAUCUGACCCAGGCCCUGAAAGACAACAAGAGUCCCCUGCACCUUGUCCAGAUGCCACCCGUGAUUGUCGAGACAGCCCGUUCCCACCAGCGAUCUUCUAGCGAGUCCUACACACAGAGCUUUCAGAGUCGGAAGCCCUUCUUUUCGUGGUGGUAGCCCGAGAGGCAUACAGAGACCUCCUGUUCGAGACGGGCCGGGAGGAAGCCUGGGGUGGGUUGCAGAAAAGCCCGAGAAGCCGGUGGAGAGCAGUGCCCUCGAGGGCCCUGCUUCUCUGCUCAUCACCCUCCUCAGGGCUUUCCCAAGCACAGGGAGAAGCACAAUCAGAGGGGCAGUGUGUGCUGGUGAGCCCUUCUGAGUGCUAGGGAGGGCUAGAGCCUCCGUGCAGGUAGUCCAGGUGCCCCGGAAGGAGCAUCUCCCUUCCAGCAUCCCCUGGGGCAGGCUGGGAAAUUCCCUUCCCUCCCUGACACCCUGCUCUGUGGCAAUUCCUCAUUAUAUUCUGCAUCAGAAAACAGACAAAUACACAUUUAAAUAUUAGUUGCAAAACCCAGGCAGAAUCCCUGAUCCUCUCAGGUCAGAAACCUCUGAUCCAGACCUAAAUUUGCAUGGACCCAGACACUCAGGUGCCUCACAGUUCCUUACUCCCAUGGACCAAGGCAGCUGGGUGAUUCAGAGGGCAGCUGGGUGACUCACCAGUUGGGACACACAGAAGCCACACAUUUCCUUUGGGUUUUUUGCCAGGUUUUCUUCCCCUUCUCCCACCAGUGCAAAGGCUGACUGAAAGCCUCCCAACCCGGUUCUCAUGGCGGGGACACUUUUGCUCCAGAACUCUUCAUAGUUCUGCAUACGAUCGUAGAGGUUGGCUUUGCUGUCUGCCCUCCCAGGGACACGGCUCUCUAGUCCAGGCUUGCAGUUUGCCCGGCAUUCAGGCAAAGGCAAGAGGGCGGAAGUGGCCCCCCUGCGUGCACAAGUCAUCCAUUUGGCCUGAGUACAUACGGGUCUGUAACUGGUCUGGGGGCAGACAUCCCAGCCUUGCUUCCCGAGUCCUGGUGACAGACUCCUUCAGUCCCCUAGUCUGUUUCUGUUGUUUUAGAUAUUUUUUUUCUCAACACUUUUCCCUUAGGGGUUCAGUUCUGGGUUCUGGAGUGGGUCUCAGUGAGGAUUCUGGGGUGUAUCUCAGCUCAUAAGACAACAGGAUAUUAGGUCCCUGGACUUCUUUUUAUGCUACCACUGCUGCUGCUUGGUGGAGGUAAUGGGACUCAUAUCCUCUUCCUAGUUGGCAGCUUCCCUUUGCUCCCUGACUUCUUGUUCUAGGCCAGUUUUUCCAUGGCUUCUUGAGAAAGGCAGGGCCCAAAGGAGAAGGGCCUUCGAACUGUCCCCUUGUGCCUGCCCAGCUCAAUGUGCAUCUUCCUGCUUCCAUGUCUCUUCCCCUCAGCCAUCCCCCUUGCCAGGUGUCUGAGCCCUUUCUACACCAAAGCAAAGAAUGGCCUCAGGAGAGAGUAGAGAGGGUGCCGCCUUGGCUAAGGGGCUCUGUGCUACUGGACAUUUCGAGAUUCUGGCACCCUGCGAUUGGUCAAUCAGCCUUGGAAAGAAACUAUCUCGAAGGUUUGAAAAACAACCAAAGAAAGGGAGCGAGGACUGUGGCUGUGUGCCCUCGGCUUGCCCAGCUCCCCCUGUCCAGGAGGCAGAGCGGAGGUGUGCGGCCCUCGCGUCAGCUGGGCCAACCUGGUCCCAUGCAUCCCAGCCCACAGGAGCCAGCUUGUACUGGGGUCCCUCCCUCCCCCCGCUCCCCCCUCCCCCCACCCCAGCUGACAGGAAGAGUCUCCAGGAGCUGGAUAUGCAUGCCCUGUGGAGGAAGGCACAGCUUCUAAUCUUGACAAUCUCAUUCAGCUGGCCUGGAAUCUAGCCUUGGGGACCAUGUUUGUGGCAGUGCCUGCGCCCAGACUGUAGGAGCAGCAGGGCUCCCAGAUGCCAGAAAGGACCCAGGUGUGUGUGGCUCUCCAAAGACAUCCCGACACAGACCUGUUGGUAAAGCUUCCCACCUGGGUGUCAAGAGAGCCUUCGCUUAGAGGAGGCUGGCUGCUUCCCCAGCCAAGUGGGUCUGCACUUUGCCCUCAUCUAGACCAGCUCUGUGACGAGAAGGAAUUGGGUCCAGCGUACGAGGGGGCUUCCAGUCCUGGCAGGCGGGAGUGUGGGGCAUCCUUUCCUGGCAUGCUCCCAUUCUCCUGGAAGCCUGUACUCAGGUUGCCUUGAACGUGGACUCGGGGAGAGCCAAGAGUCCAAAGGGCCAGGGUAGGCUUCUGGGCAGCACUCGCGGGACAGCCGGCCCCUCUGUCAGCUGCAAGCCCUGUCUCCGUGUCAGGGAGGAGAGGCUGGGCUGGGAGAAUGCUGCUGCCUGUGUUCUUCCAACGCACUGUAGAACUUGUAUGUAAUGUAUUUAAAUCAAUGCAAAUGUAUGAAUAACAAGUCCAAUUCUGA